Messenger RNA from Physeter macrocephalus (sperm whale), 4472 nucleotides. It is a transcript of the gene FYRD1, whose product is annotated as transforming growth factor beta regulator 1. The record is from RefSeq and is a predicted model, not a curated record. The transcript has 9 exons. Bases 281 to 1513 code for a protein of 410 amino acids. Gene Ontology annotation, biological process: regulation of cell cycle. Gene Ontology annotation, cellular component: nucleus. Lineage: Eukaryota; Metazoa; Chordata; Mammalia; Artiodactyla; Physeteridae.
AGCUCCCAACCCCGGAAGUUAUGCGCGGCCGGCGCCGUGACAUAAGUUCCGGUCACGGCUGAUUUCGAGGCAGACGCGGAAGUGCAGGGAGGCACCGGGAGCCGGUUUCCGUUGCAAGAUUUGUGGCCCAUCCCUGCGCCUCGUGAAUGUUCUAGAGAGGUCGAUUCCUGGAGUCCCGCUUCCACCAGCCCAGACCAGACGAAGCCGGCGCUAGGGGCCACUCCUCGGCCGAGGAGCUGAUGCCGGCCUCUCCCUGGAGCCCCCGUAGCGGGGCCGGACCAUGAGCCUGCUGGGCGGCCUGGCCUCCUCGCCGCGGGCCCCGCUGCAGUCCAGCAAGGCCAGGAUGAAAAAGCUCCCGAAGAAGAGCCAGAACGAGAAGUACCGGCUCAAGUACCUGCGGCUGCGCAAAGCGGCCAAAGCCACGGUGUUUGAAAAUGCUGCUAUUUGUGAUGAAAUUGCUCGUCUUGAGGAAAAAUUUCUUAAAGCUAAAGAAGAAAGACGGUACUUGCUAAAGAAGCUCCUCCAGCUCCAGGCUCUAACUGAAGGGGAAGCACAGGUUGCAGCUCCUUCCCACAGCUCCAGUUUGCCCCUGACUUACAGUGUGGCCAGCUCUGUGGGAACUAUCCAGGGAGCUGGGCCGCUUUCUGUGCCUAGCACUGGAGCUGAGGAACCAUUUGGGAGGAAAUCCAAGAAGGAGAAAAAAGAAAAAGGCAAAGAGAACAACAAACUGGAAGUUCUGAAGAAAACAUCCAAGAAAAAGAAAAUGGAGACAGGUGCUCGCAAGCUGGUUCAGCCCAUUGCCCUGGAUCCCUCAGGACGGCCUGUGUUCCCCAUCGGACUGGGGGGUCUAACAGUAUAUAGCCUGGGGGAGAUCAUCACCGACCGACCUGGCUUCCAUGACGAGGGUGCCAUCUAUCCAGUGGGCUACUGCAGUACUCGGGUAUAUGCCAGCAUGAAGAGCCCAGACCAGGAGUGUCUGUACACCUGUCAGAUCAAGGACGGUGGCACACAGCCUCAGUUUGAACUUGUUCCUGAAGAUGAUCCCCGGAGUGCCAUCGUCAGCUCUUCUGCAGAUGCCUGUCACGCAGAACUGCUCAAGACCAUAAGUGCUGCUAUGGGGAAACGAAUGCCCAAUGUGCAUCCAUCCGGAGCUGACUUUUUUGGGUUUUCUCAUCCAACCAUCCACAACCUGAUCCAGAGUUGUCCAGGAGCUCGAAAAUGCGUCAAUUACCAGUGGGUGAAGUACGACGUGUGCAAACCUGGAGACAGUCUGCCGCCCCCAGGACAGCUAGAGAAUGAUGCAGCUACAAGCUUUGAAGCCUUUCAGAGGCAGACUUUCCAUAAAGAUAAUGAUCCCAUUCUACGAGGAUCCUUGGACCUCCCAGAGCUUCAGCCUACAGCUUUUGUGUCUUCUUAUCAACCCAUGUUCCUGACACAUGAACCCUUGGUAGAUACUCACCUACAGCACUUCAAUUCUCCGUCGCAGUGUAGCCCAACUCAGUCUUCAGAUUGAACAAGAAGGGAUGGAUAGCCACAUCAUUUUCAUCAGGAUGGAUUUUUUAACUUAAACUAAAACUUAAGACUAUAUGGAAGAAGGCAGCGACUCAAGUGAAGAAGAUAGUAAAUUAACAUUUUGUCGCGGAGGUUCCCAUGGUGACAGCUUUCCUGGGAAAAACUUCAGCUGCUUUAUUUUUAGUAAUAAAUUUUUCUUGACAGUUCUGCUUAUUUUCAUCUUGUUGUAAUCAGGAUAUAAUCUCUUGGCUUAGCUCUGCCUGAGGUAAACUUAAGUCCUUUGUAAACCAGAGGGAGAGAUGGCUGCUGACUCAUGAGGAAGGUAGGAAGAUUCUGACAACCUUGCACCCUUGAUUCUGAUCUAGGUCAGUGAAUAUUAAGUCACAGCCCCUACGGCCAGCUGCUGCUUUGUUUUCAUGUCAGCGUCACCACAAUCAAAUCCUGCUUACCCCCAAGCUGCAAGGUCCAGUCCCAGGCCCACUGUUCAUGUUUUUCACAUUUCUCAAGGGGAUCAAAAAAAUCCUCUCUAACCCUUCCUGCAUUCCCUUCGUGGCUCCUUAUUGGAGAAUGUGCUUUUAAAUAAACCACAUGAUAACACACAUUUAGAUAGAACGUGAUUGGUUCCCAUCCUCCAUAACAGACUCACCUCAACAGUUCGUUAGUUGUGUAAUGAUGUAAUUCCGUAUUCUGUAUAACUGGGUUUUUUGGACUCUACUUACAGCAUUAAGGUAGAGGCAUACCACAACACCUAAUCCCAGCCAGUACAACUCCACGGUGCCUUGUGGGAUGCUUCGCUGCCCAGCCAGCCCGUCAGCAGGGCUGGCUGGAAUGGGAAGGAACAAAAGGACCCCGGAAGUAGAAGAAUGGGGAAGGUGGUGAGAACUGGAUUGUCACUGUGCUACCGUCCAUAGCUGCUAAUGGGGGAGGAAACAAAUGGGCCUAGCAUCUUACAGGACUGUAUCUGGAUGGCAGAGGGGAGGGAUCAGAUGCAGCAUUUAGAGCACAUCACACUGGCCACUGCAAAGUAUCAGAAACUAAAGUAACUAACGUUAAUUUUAUGAUUCUUAAUUAUAGUCUUACAAGUUUGUAUAGCUUUUACAGUGCAAAAAAAUGGUAAAAUUUGGAUAAUAGCAAAUCAGGGAUAGAAAGGAGAUGACUCAAAACUGUUAAUGUUUUUCUUUUUUCUUUUUUCUCUGCAUAAGGUGCCUGAAGCCAUUUGCGCUUACACAGAAAUGGUACAUGGUGCUUUUAUCAUCACAUAACCGAUGUCUUUCCAUUCUGUUACAGCCUGAGUUAAUCACAGAUUCAAAGUGCGCGUCAUUCUAAGAAGGACGUUAAAAAAAAUUUAUGCAAGUUAGUGCGCGGUUUACUUUAAUAAGUAUUCAUUUUGUAGCUUUCCUAGAACAGUGUUUUUCAAACUACAAAUCUCAACACACUAGUUGUUCUUACACUUAGGUAAUCAAGACCCACAUCUUUUAAAAUUAAAUUAGAAGACAAUUAGAACAUACUGGAAUGCAUCACAUGUCAGAGGUUGAAACUGGUUUCAACUAUAGUGUGUAUAUAGGUGUUUAUAUACCAUUCACACGAUACACAUGGGGAUACAUGGAAGGAUGUAAAAUGUUUUUACUAUGGAUCAUCAUUUUAAGUAACUUGAAAGACACUGCCCUAGCUAGCAUACUUUAAAAAUCUUUUCAUCUAUUUCAUCUGGAUUGUUAAAGAUUUCUUAAGUUAAGUUUGACAACAUCCAAUGUCAGUGAAAAUGAGGGGAAAAAAAUGGGACUAUGCCUUGGUGGAAAUGUAAACUGUUGAACCCUUUGGGAGGGUUAAGCCGUAGGUAUCAAAAUGUUAAACAUAUUUAUCCUUAAACCCGUUAUUCCAUAUUAAGGACCCUAAGGAAUUAAGUGCGGUAUGGUGUUUGCACGUAACAGUUAUCACAGUAUUUGUUUAAAACCCUCUAUGUCCACUAAUGGCAAAUUGGUUAAAGAAAAUAUGGAGCUCCCACAAACUGAAACAAACUAAAUCUGUUUUCACUUUACAUAGGAAAAUUAUUUUGCUAGAAUAAGUCAAAAACGCAGAUUACAAAAUAAUAUACCAUGUAGUAGUGUGUAAAAUGUGACCUAAACAAACCAAGUGAUGUUCACCAAGAUAUUAAGUAAGUGUCUCCAAAUGAUAAAUUUUGUGGUGAUUUUUACUUAUACUUUUCUCUAGCAUCCAAGUCUUCUAUAGUGAUUAUAAAUUCGAUUUUUUCAAACAGUAAAAAGUUAUUUUCAUUUGGCAAAUAAACUGAAUUCCCACAGAAUGUUUUAAAUUAUUCAACCAUUAAUAAACUUUCAUAUGACUUUUCAUUAAGCUAUACACCACCUAAACCUAACUUUUUACACUGUGUGCCCUAGCUUACUGGGGGUGAAGGGAACCUGGGCCUGGAGCGCUGAACUGUUUCUAGCUUCUUCCAAGUUAGAACGGCCGCCACGCGCAUGAGUGUUGUGGUGAGGAGCGGACGGUAGGUUUGCUUUUUCUCAGGAGUCUGUUACUGGGUCCGUGGUUCCCGUUAGGACAGAUGAGUAAGAGGCCAAGGUUUGGCUGUUAGGAGCCAACUGUGCGCUGGGAAGUCCUCGAAGGAGCAGCGUUCCUUGCCAGCUGCGUAGCUGUUUUGCUUUUUACUAAGAUCCUGGCACUGACGAAGCAUUCCUACGCUUCAGUGACACCAGGAACCCUUGGGGGACAGGUAUGGAGAGAGUGAUGCUUAUGCUUUGGUUCUCGUUUUUCACAUUAAGGGAAUGGAAACUACCCACAGAUAAGUCUCACUCCUUUCUCAGCUUCAGAGGACAAUCUGCAAGCCCAUUCAUAACCCAGUUUUGACUAGAGAGGAAUGUGUACACAUGACUAAUGAUUAUACUUUUAUCUCCAGCUUCUUAGAGAUUACAGACAAUUGUCAAGUGCCUUUAACUGUUCUUAAUCAA